CCGGUGUCACCAAGGCUCUCGAACAUUACAGUAGCUUCGCGUUCAUUCUGCUGUGUGUGUAUUUAAGCGCGUGUCCUGCUGCUGGCGCUCUUUCAGUCAUGACAUUACAGAACAUAUCUACAUUAACGUUCAUGUAAACAUAAACUCUGAACGUGUGCUGGACGCGUCCACAGGAGCGUUAUAUUGCCUAUCAACAGGUGUGUGUGUGUGUUUGUGAAGCGGUUGGACCUGUAGGUCUUCACCUGUGGAAGAGAGCGGCCAUACGGGCCCGUCGUCAUGCUGUGCUGGGGAAAUGCCUCGUACGGGCAGCUGGGUUUGGGUGGGAUUGAUGAGGAGAUAGUGCUGGAGCCAAGGAAAUGCGAGUUCUUCGAGGGCAAGCGUGUACGGGGUGUGGGAUGUGGCAGACGUCAUAGCGUCUUUCUUCUGGAGGACGGAGCGGUGUACACCUGCGGCUGCAAUGACCUGGGACAGCUGGGGCAUGACAAAGCACGCAAGAAACCAGAACAGGUCGUGUCUCUGGAUGCUCAGAACAUUGUGGCCGUAUCUUGCGGUGAAGCUCAUACUCUGGCUCUGAAUGAUAAAGGACAAGUGUUUGCAUGGGGUCUGGGCUCAGACGGGCAGCUCGGCCUUUCGAACUUUGAAGACUGUAUCCGUAUACCCAGAACUGUCAGGAGUUUGUCAGAGGUUCACAUUGCCCAGGUGGCCUGUGGAUUCUUCCAUUCCCUUGCUUUAGCCAGAGGAGGACAGCUAUUCUCCUGGGGCCAAAAUAAAUAUGGACAGCUGGGGCUCAGGAUGCAGGGAGCCAGCGUCUCCUCCCCACAAGUCAUUCAGUCUUUGCAGGGCGUCCCAUUUGCCCAGAUAUCUGCAGGGGGUGCUCACAGCUUCGGGCUCACGCUGUCUGGGGCCGUUUUUGGCUGGGGGCGAAACAAGUUCGGCCAGCUGGGCCUCAGUGAUAAUGAUGAUCGCUAUUUCCCUGCCUUGCUGAAGACUCUCAGGUCCCAACGGGUCGUUUACAUAUGCUGUGGAGAGGACCACACGGCUGUACUAACAAAGGAGGGAGGUGUGUUUACAUUUGGAGCUGGUGGUUAUGGUCAGCUGGGACACAACAUCACAAACCAUGAGGUGAAUCCCAGGAAGGUGUUUGAACUCAUGGGAAAUGUGGUUUCACAGAUAGCUUGUGGUAGGCAGCACACUUUGGCGUUCAUCCCUUCAUCGGGAAAGAUUGACUCAUUCGGUCUCGGCGGUAACGGACAGCUAGGAACCCGCUCCACCUGCAAUAGGAUAAGUCCUGCCCCUGUGAAGGGCUGCUGGCGAGCCCAUACUGAUCCUGUGCCGAUGGAAGUAGAUUUGACGGGGUUGUCUAUUUCAGAGGUGGAGCAGAAUUUCUGUGUGAAGAGGAUCUAUGCUGGAGGAGACCAGAGCUUCGCUCACUAUGCUUUACCUCAGGUAAAGGGUCAAGGAGCAGAGGUCAAGGGUCAAACUAAAGGCUGCCAGAGGCAUAUAUAUACAGACGACAGCCCUCCAGUUGAUCUGAGGAUAACCAGACCUGAUGGACAGAUAUACACGCUCAGUGAUGACCUCAUCCAAAAAUGGCUCAAUCACAGCCAUGGGAGACUCUCACCAGAAAUCACCAAUGAGAUUGAUCUUGUGUUCUCUUCAGCAAGUUGUCUCAAUGGAAGCUUUCUGUCUGGAAGUAAUCCAGAUCACUACAGCACUAACAGUAAGUGCUCGGGUGUAGACAUUAACACGGCUCGCCUGUUCUACCACAGACUCAUCCAGCCCGAUUACCCACAAAUCUCACAAAUUGUAGCUGCUUGUUUGGAGAAGAAUCUUCUCCCCAGAUUGAGCAGUUCUCCUCCAGACAUUGAGGCUCUGAGACUGUACCUCACGCUGCCCGAGUGUCCGCUCCUCAGCAACCCCAACAACUACACCACCCUCACUAUUCCCUUCGCCAAGGCCGUCGUAAGCCUAAAGGAUGCGCCCAUCAAAGUGCUUGGAAACUGGUGGUCAAAGUUUGAGUCAGCGGUCUUCCAGAGGUUGGUGGAGCUGUACAAGGAGGUGGUGGUGUAUCUACUGCGGAUGCAGAAACUGGGAAUUCCUCUUUCUGAGCAGAGGAUCUUCACCUGCUUCCUGCACACCUCACUCAAAUUCCUGGAGAUCCUCCACUCAGUUAAUGAGCGUGCUGGCCAGAUCAUCCAGUAUGACAAGUUUUAUAUUCAUGAGUUGGAUGAGCUCAUUGACAUCAGGAAUGAUUAUGUCACCUGGUUUCAGCAGCAGAUGUUCUCUGUGGUCAUGGACUCUCAGGUGACCAUGUGCAAAUACCCAUUUGUUUUUGACGCUCAGGCAAAGACGGCGCUGCUUCAGACUGAUGCUGUGAUCCAGAUGCAGAUGGCGGUGGAUCAGGCUCAGAGACAGAACUUACACUCUCUGUUCCUGUCCGGUGGAGGAGUGGAGUCAGUAAACCCCUGCCUCAUCCUCAUCGUACGCCGAGAAAAUGUGGUCGGGGACUCCAUGGAGGUGCUGAGGAAGUCCAAAAACGUUGAUUACAAGAAGCCACUUAAGGUGAUUGUCGUUGGAGAGGAGGCCGUAGACGCUGGCGGUGUGAGAAAAGAGUUCUUCCUGCUCAUCAUGAAAGAACUUUUGGACCCUAAAUAUGGGAUGUUCAGAUACUACGAGGAGUCCAGACUCAUCUGGUUCGCUCACAAGACAUUUGAAGACAUUGACUUGUUCCAUCUGAUCGGUGUGGUUUGUGGAUUGGCCAUCUAUAACCUCACUAUAGUGGAGCUGAACUUUCCACUAGCACUGUACAAGAAACUCCUGAAGAAAACUCCCACUCUAGAGGACCUGAAGGAGCUCAUGCCUGACGUAGAAAGGAGUCUUCAGCAGCUGCUGGAUUAUACGGAGGAUGAUCUGGAAGACACUUUCUGCCUGAAUUUCACAAUCACAGAAGAAAGUUUUGGCACCACGGAGGUAUUGGAGCUGGUUCCUAACGGGACAGACAUCAGCGUCAACAAGUCCAACAGGCAGGAGUUUGUCAAUGCCUACGUCGAUUAUAUAUUCAACACCUCCGUGGCUCCUCAGUUCAGCGCUUUCUAUGCGGGAUUUCACAAAGUGUGUGGGGGGAAAGUUCUAGAGCUUUUCCAGCCCAGUGAACUGCAGGCCAUGAUCAUUGGAAACACCAAUUAUGACUGGAAGGAGUUAGAGAAGAGCACAGAGUAUAAGGGCGAGUACUGGGCCGAUCACCCCACCAUCAAGGUAUUCUGGGAAGUGUUUCACGAGCUGCCUUUGGAGAAGAAGAAACAGUUCCUGUUGUUCCUCACGGGCAGCGACCGAAUCCCCAUCCUGGGCAUGAAGAGCCUGGCGUUAGUGAUCCAGCCCACCGGUGGCGGAGAGCAAUAUUUCCCUGUAGCGCACACAUGCUUCAACCUGCUGGAUCUGCCCAAGUACACAAAUAAGGAGACACUCCAAGAGAAACUGCUGCAUGCCAUCGAACACAACCAGGGCUUCAACCUCGUCUGACUUCAGCGAGCGCAAAACGAGCAAUCCGUGUACAGACUGUAUGUGACACACAGGUACCACACGCUUCAGCCCUAAGAAACGUUUGCAUAGUUCAUUGUGUGACUGCUGCCUUUGAGUUGUUUUCAGAAUUAGCAUAGAAAUGUUUAUUAUGCUUCUGAAUAAUCAUCAGUUACAAUUUGAAUAAAGACACUUAUCUUGCAAAUACAGUGUCAAAUAUGUAAACAGUAUUUGUGUAUCAGAGAUUUGUUACUUACUCAAAGUUUGGGUGAUAUUUGUGUGCUAGUGAGCAUUAAACGAUUCUCCUUUUUUUUUUCUCUCUCUCUUCUCUCUUUCGUUUUUUUGGAGUGGGAGAGAGGAAAUAGUUAACUCAAAUGUACUGUAAAUUGGCUGAAAAUGUACUUGCUCUCAGUUCAUCCAAGAUUAGGAAGAGUUUGUUUC
This is a messenger RNA of Onychostoma macrolepis, 3957 nucleotides long. It is a transcript of the gene herc4, whose product is annotated as HECT and RLD domain containing E3 ubiquitin protein ligase 4. Gene Ontology annotation, molecular function: ubiquitin-protein transferase activity. Bases 277 to 3519 code for a protein of 1080 amino acids. Lineage: Eukaryota; Metazoa; Chordata; Actinopteri; Cypriniformes; Cyprinidae. The transcript is spliced from 24 exons. The record is from RefSeq and is a predicted model, not a curated record.